GUCCAGCGACGGUCCGCAUGGUGUCCAGUAACGGCCCCCCUGUGCCGAUGCCCAUGCAGGUGCCUCCAGGACAUAUGGUGCAGCAGAUCGUCGACGAGCACGGUAUCCUCACACACGUCAUUCUGUCUCCCCAGCCACCGCCAGGACCUGCAGCACCCAUGCCCGUGGGACCUUACGGCGGCCCGGGCAGCGGGAGCCAGUAUUACACCACCUACGGCGCCCCUCAUUACGCCCCUGGCCCCCCUCAGUACCCGCAUCACCCGCACCCCCACCCAGUGCCCCCACACAUGCACGGAGGCAUCCCCCACGUCAGCUCCCCUGGGCCAGGCAGCUGUACCAACCAUGUCCCAGUACAGACUCAGGCGGAGUAUGGUAAGUACAGUGUGAGCCCACCACUAAACUCCACAGAUGACAGAACCCUGCGCACACGGAAUAGAGUCCGCAAAAAACUGCAGCGUCGCAUCAACCUGAAUGAUGGUUACUACCCCAACACAUCUCGACCACUGUCUGGCAGGCGAAAUAGAAUUAUUGGAAUGAACGGGGAUAUUGGGAUGCAUGUGGAGCCUGGACUGAUACAUGGGCAUUGCAUGGCACAGGAGAAUGGGCCUUUGGAUGUGGAGGAAGAGAACUCCUUGAUUAUACAGUGUCUGUCAUCUAUGCCGACACCCAAGGUGACAGAUGUGGAAGCUCGCAGCAGCUUGAUUCAGUUGUCGCCACCUGACUGUGAUGCUUUUGAGGUCGACCUCGACCCCUAUGAACUUAAAUAUGAGCUACUGCUGUCAGACAAAGGACGAGAUGCAAAGUACAAGACAGUCUUUUGUGGUGAUGCAUCAGAAAUUACACUGAAAGAUCUAAAACCUGCCACAGAGUACCACUUGAAGGUGUGUGCAGUUCUCACAGAUGACCUCAAAGGUGCAUUAACAGAACCUGUGAGCUUCCAGACCUUGCCAUGUGAACCUGAACCUCCUCAACCCCCUAAACUCAUCUCCAAGACCAAAACCUCUUUGUCUCUCAAGUGGAAUGCCACAUGUGACAAUGGCUCCAAGAUCACAGCUUACUGCCUGGAAAGUGACCAGGGACAGGGCGAUGGCAGGUUCUAUGAGGUGUAUCUGGGUUUACAACGCCAGUACAGAGCCACCCAUCUCAGUGCUUCCACUAGAUAUAUGUUCCGUCUUAUGGCAAUCAACUCAAUAGGAAAAAGUUCUUUUAGUGAAGAGGUCUCAUUCUUCACAAGCGGAACAGUGCCAUCCCAGCCGGACCCACCCAUGCUGUCAGAGCAGUAUGUCUAUGCCCUGACCAUCUCCUGGAUACGGCGACCAAAUGAUGAUGAGUUUUUGCUACAGAUGGAGGACGAGGCUACGGGUCAUGGGUUUAUCACAGUCUACAAUGGUCAAAAUUUGUCACACAUGGUGAGAAGCUUGCGGAGGCACACAGAAUACAGGUUCAGACUGUGUGUCAAAAACGAGGAGGGUCAGAGUAAAUGGAGUGAAAUAGUUACUUACAAAACACAACCAGAGCGACCUCAAGCACCUGGUAAACCUCAGAUCAAGGGGAAAAUUAACCCAUACUCAUUUCGUGUCACCUGGGAUCCACCCCAGGAUACAGGUGGAACUGAGAUAACCAGAUACAUUGUGGAGUUGGAUGAUGGGCAAGGUUAUGAUACUGUCUAUGAGGGCUCGGAACGGGAGCACCUGUUUGAUCACCUAAUUCCAGGCCAUGUUUACCACAUCCGCGUGGCCUGCUGCAGUGCUGCUGGGAGGAGUGAUUUCUCUGACAGCUGCGUAGCUACUACAUUACCAGUCACACCUUCUCAGUGCCAGGUCCCCAAACUUCAGGGAAAACCUAAAGCCACAUCACUACACCUGCGAUGGGGUUACCCAGAUUAUGAUGGGGGUUCACAAGUUACAAUGUUUGCUGCUCAAAUGAUCUCCCCUGACAACACGACAAGGGAAGUCUACAAGGGCCACGACAAGGACUGUAUUGUUACUGGUCUCUUGCCUGGACGGCCAUACUUAUUUCAAGUCAGAGCUUUCAACAGAGCUGGGGCUGGUCCCUGGUCAGAACCGCUGGAGGUCGUCAGUGGGGCCGGGGUCCCAGAUGCCCCCAAGGCCCCCCAGGUGCUGUGCCGGUCAGCACACUUUGCACUAGUCACAUGGGAGGAGCCGUUUAAUAAUGGGGCCAGUGUCAGUGAGUACCGCCUGGAGUGGCAACAGAGAUCUGAAGCUAGCGAAUUCGCUCAGUUAUAUAUGGGACCAAACCAAAGUUUUGAAGUGAAAGGAUUGAUGCCAGCCACUCUGUACACAUUUAGAGUACAAGCAAUCAACAGUGCAGGACCAGGUCCCUUCUCUUCAACCACCUCUUGCAUGACGCCACCCUCCAGCCCAUCUACGAUUGUGACCAUUAGGGUCAAGCCCAGCGCCACAUCCGCUGUGUUGUCCUGGCACGAGCCCAGCUGUAAUGGCAGUGAUAUCACCUCAUAUAACAUUGUCGUCAACGACAAGCCACCCAUUAUAGUGGACCCAGUCACAGAGUUCCUGCUGGAGGAUCUGCUCCCAGAGACAACUUACAA
Molecule: messenger RNA, 2569 nt
Organism: Candidula unifasciata
Lineage: Eukaryota; Metazoa; Mollusca; Gastropoda; Stylommatophora; Geomitridae
Source: the annotation of a GenBank genome assembly